Messenger RNA from Nannospalax galili (Upper Galilee mountains blind mole rat), 1659 nucleotides. It is a transcript of the gene Arf4, whose product is annotated as ADP ribosylation factor 4. The record is from RefSeq and is a predicted model, not a curated record. Gene Ontology annotation, biological process: vesicle-mediated transport; intracellular protein transport. The transcript has 6 exons. Lineage: Eukaryota; Metazoa; Chordata; Mammalia; Rodentia; Spalacidae. Gene Ontology annotation, molecular function: GTP binding; GTPase activity. Gene Ontology annotation, cellular component: plasma membrane; cytoplasm. The coding region runs from base 269 to 811 and encodes 180 amino acids.
CGUUGGAGCGGGCGGGCCGCCGCCAGAGUCUCUGCGGCCGCCGUGUGACGUGGCACAGCCGAACACUUAACGCCGAGCCGGAGCUGCCGCGCCAGUCGCCGAGCAGGUCCCCGUCCGGUUCCGUCGUGUCCUGCAGCCUCGCCGACGCGCCGGCCAGCCAGCGGCCCUCCUUCAGCCCUCGCUCCUCCGCCCGUUUGUGGUGAGCCGGACCUAGGAGGCCCGAGGACGCCCCCGACCCCGUGUGUCCGACACCAUUGCCAGUACUGCCAUGGGCCUCACCAUCUCCUCUCUGUUCUCCCGCCUCUUCGGCAAGAAGCAGAUGCGCAUUUUGAUGGUUGGAUUGGAUGCUGCUGGCAAGACGACAAUUCUGUAUAAACUGAAAUUAGGGGAGAUAGUUACAACCAUUCCUACCAUUGGUUUUAAUGUGGAAACAGUAGAGUAUAAAAACAUUUGCUUCACAGUAUGGGAUGUUGGUGGUCAAGAUAAAAUUAGGCCUCUCUGGAGGCAUUAUUUCCAGAAUACCCAGGGUCUUAUUUUUGUGGUGGAUAGUAAUGAUCGUGAAAGAAUUCAGGAAGGAGCAGAUGUACUGCAGAAAAUGCUUCUGGAGGAUGAGCUGCAAGAUGCAGUGCUGCUGCUUUUUGCCAACAAACAGGAUUUGCCAAAUGCCAUGGCCAUCAGUGAAAUGGCAGAUAAGUUAGGACUUCAGUCGCUUCGUAACAGAACAUGGUAUGUCCAAGCCACUUGUGCUACACAAGGAACUGGUCUGUAUGAGGGACUCGAUUGGCUGUCAAAUGAACUUUCAAAACGUUAAACGAAACUGGAUAUCUAACCAAGGACAUGUUUGAUAGAAUUGGUCUAUAGGCUUAUUACAACAAAAUUAGUUUGCAUCUUGGUUAUUAAAUGAUAUCUGGGACUAAGGUUUGGGCAGACUAUUACAGCGUUUAAAACUUAUUUUGUUGCCAAUUAUUGUUUACCAAGCAUGUUGCUAUUUAGCAAUAUGCUUGGUUUUAAAAGAAUUUCUUGGGGAAAAAGUAUCCAUUAAUUUUACUUCCCUUAAGUCUAAAUGCCUGGACAUAGAUAUUGUGACACCUUUAAAUGAAUCCAUUUUGAGUGUUUUUUGAGCCCACACCAGUAAUGUUUUAAAGUUAUUCCCUUGCUACUUAAUGAUACUUUUAUCAUUCCUAGGACAGUCUGCUGAUUUUAAAAUGUAGCAUUCCAUUUGUAUUUAUUUCUACCCCUUGCCAAAAAAGAUUUUUCUAAUACUACUUGUACCAGCCAGGGACAUACUCCAAAACACUAUUCAGUCUUCUUGCCAUUUUUCUUCCAUUAUUGACUCCCGAUUUCCAUCAGCUAAACGUAAUAAUGUGGUUUGGAGUUGAUAGCCAAUUCUCUGCUGGUUGCAAAGAGUUCCUAUUGAGAUGAUUUUUAAUGCUCAGCAGAUUGUCUUCCUUUAUAUUGUUACCUUUUUUAUGUUGCAUGUUGCUUUUGGAAUCAACCUGACUCUUUUGCCCAGUAUAUGAUAGUUCUGCUGAUAUCUUACUGUUUAUUGGUGAACAUAUCUUCCUUAAGAGUUUUUUUGAAAACGCCUCAAAUUCAGUGAAUUAAGUUUUCUUCAUAACCCAUUUGGAAUUAUUCCUAAUAAAAUGAUAAAAUACGUAA